Molecule: messenger RNA, 1574 nt
Organism: Bufo bufo (common toad)
Lineage: Eukaryota; Metazoa; Chordata; Amphibia; Anura; Bufonidae
Gene: JPT2
Product: Jupiter microtubule associated homolog 2
Exons: 5
Coding region: 86-673 (195 amino acids)
Cellular component (GO): nucleus
Source: RefSeq, a predicted model, not a curated record
GCCCUGGGCUGCCACUCUGUUGUGAGCAGUCGGUUCUAGCUGCUAUCUCGGUGACCGGGCGCUCCGCCGGCAGACAGGCGCAGACAUGACUUCUACCAACACGUUCCAUGGCCUGGAAACCGCUAACAAGCCCAGUUCUAGGGUUUUGAAGCCGCCGGGUGGAGGAUCAAGCUGCAUAUUUGGUAAUGCCGAUGAAGGUGCUGCACCAAGACGGCAGAACAAAAUGUCCUCUAACAUUUUUGAAGGACCUUCAGAGCCAGAAAACUUACCAAAGAGGUCCAACCCCCCGGGUGGAAAGACAAGCAUCUUCCAGGACCCGGAGCCUGUAAAAUCGCCCGUACGGCAAAAAACCCCCGGAGGAAAAGGCAGUGAUAUUUUUGGUGAUGCCAAGCUGCCGUCAAGCCCUAAGGCACAUCCUAAUAAACCUAAGGAUAACAUCUCAUUAAAACUGGAAGUUAAAAAUAACCCAACACCAGUGAAAGUGGAUCCACCACCACCGCCACCAACUCCUGUCCCAACACCAGAAGAAAAAAUACCAGUUGCCAAAGAAGAAAAAGUUGCGGUGCCAGACCCAGGUCUUGCAGCACAUGAACCACAUCUCGGUCCCCGGCCAAGGUGUCACAACAGAGUCCUGAACCCACCAGGAGGCAAAUCUAGUGUCACUUUCUAUUAAGUUACAAUGACAGAAUUAGCAGGGUGACCCAGGAGACAAGCAGCUCUACAGUGUGAGGACUCCAUCAAACAUUAGUUUCCCCGAAACCCCUUUGAGUGCGACAUGCAGGGCUGAUAUAAGUGCUUACUGGUCACGCCUGAGCGGAGUUCAUCUCCACCUUAAUUAUGGGCUGAUUCAUUUCUUUACAUACCUGUCUCUGAUACAGAGAAACAAAUCCCCUGCAUAGAUAGCUAUAGAGUGAAAUAUGAUGUGGUUUACCUGUAGCCACCACUAGGGGCAGCGUACUACAUACUGUGUUAUUGAGUUCAAUCAUGUAUGCUGCAAGCUCCCUCUAGUGGUGACUGCAGGUAGGCAGAUCUUUACCAUUUCACUAUGUCUAUCCAGCGCAAUUAGAGCGGUUUAUCAGAAGAAAUUGGGGUGGAAUUUAAAACCUACUUAGAAUUUUUUAUUUUUUGCAGUGUGACCAUGACUAUUCAAUUAAACACCCACUUCUAACAUAUUUAAAAUCAUGACUUUUUAGUUCUCAUAUUGAGAUGAUGUAAAGCAGUGCUGCUUUUCUAGACGUACAGACGGGUGGCAGUCAGUGUGCUUGGAAAUAGUGCCAUGUCCUGAGCCGCCCUAUUAAACCCACUGUAUUGUUUGUGUGGAUUUUGGCUCUCGGUCAUACCCUGCUGAUUCUGUUACCUGUUCUAUUGCCUUCUGAUCACCUCCGCUUUUAAACAACAUGCGCUUGCACCCGCCCCAUCCACCACUUGGAACAUCCCUUUAAAAGAAACAUUCGGGGGAGGGGAUGUAUUCUGUGUAUUGUAUUGUCGCGGGUUGUUAGGGGGUGAAACAUGACAAGGGGCUUCAAUGAGUAUACGUGUGUCAUGCUCCACCCCCUCAGGCCCUGUACAAGGCA